AGCUGGAAAGAACGAGCCUGAACCAGAGCAGCCUGUCCCCAGGAAGGUGGUCAUCAGGACGCUGUCUUCACCUGAUGACAUCGACCCUGACGUCCUCGAGAGCAUGCACUCCCUGGGCUGCUUCAGGGACAAGGACAAACUGACCAAAGACCUGCUGGCAGAGGAUGACAACCAAGAGAAGAUGAUCUACUUCCUGCUUCUGGAUCGAAAGGAGAGGUAUCCCAGCCACGAGGACCAGAACCUGCCUCCCCGAAACGAGAUCGCAGACCCCCCCAGGAAGCGAGUGGACUCACCCAUGCUGAGCCGCCACGCCAAGCGGAGGCCGGAGAGGAAGUCCAUGGAGGUUCUGACCGUCACAGAGGGGGGGUCUCCGGUGCCGGUCCGAAGAGCCAUCGACAUGGCCACCCACGGUCAGAGCAAAUCAGUUUUCAGUAAAAGCUUGGAUAUCACAAACACUAACUGCAGCAAGGAGGAAAGGUCACGGUCGAUCAGCGGAGCGUCCUCUGGUCUUUCCACCAGUCCUCUCAGCAGUCCCAGGCCCACCCGACGAUUUUUCAUCCCGCCCCAAUCCCCAGACCUGUGUCAGUCCCCCAACUGCAGCCCCAUCCACUCCUCAGAGGUCCGCCUUAAUGGGGUGGGGCCCCGUGCACAAAACUCCCACUAUCAGCCAAAGAUGGGGUCUCCCCUUAUGCAUCCACGCACGCAAACCCUUCCUGCCAAGCCUAAAGUGUCCGAGAAGCCCCUGCAGACCACCAGGUCCAACCCACUCCCCAACACAGUUCAGACCUCUAGCACUCCUAAGUCUGAGCCCUCCACACCGAGCCAGCCUCUGGCCCCCUGCACCCCCAACAGUCCCCGGGUGAGACGUCAGCCUCCCCUUACUGUCCCCCCAAAACUCUCCAUCCCGCUGUCCCCAGUGCCCCCUAUGUCCCCGCUCCGCCGCCACCUCCACCCUGACCACAAUGGCAAAUCUGUCCCCCUCACACAGGUAACCCCCCACCCUUCCCCCAGAGGAAGUCCUCUCCCCACCCCAAAAGGCACACCUGUGCACACGCCCAAAGACAGCCCAGCAGGCACGCCGAGCCCCACACCACCACCGAGCCCCUCUAUCGGGGGGAUGCCCUGGAGGACGCGCCUCAACUCCAUCAAGAACAGCUUCCUGGGCUCGCCACGCUUCCACCGCAGGAAAAUGCAGGUCCCCACCCAAGAGGACAUGUCCAGCCUCACCCCAGACUCUUCUCCAGAGCUGGCUAAGAAGUCCUGGUUUGGAAACUUCAUCAACCUGGAGAAAGAGGAGCAGAUCUUCAUCGUGAUCAGAGACAAGCCUCUCAGCUCUAUAAAGGCCGACAUUGUCCACGCUUUCCUCUCAAUCCCCAGUCUGAGCCACAGCGUCAUCUCUCAGACCAGUUUCCGUGCAGAGUACAAGUCCACGGCCGGUCCGACGGUUUUCCAGAAGCCGGUCAAGUUCCAGGUGGACAUCACCUACACCGAGAGCACCAGUAGCACCAAGGAGAACGGCAUCUACUCCGUCACCUUCACCCUGCUGUCAGGUCCGAGCAGGCGUUUCAAGCGUGUGGUGGAAACCAUCCAGGCCCAGCUCCUCAGUUCCAGUGAGCAGCCGGGCAUCCAGCCUCAGAUAUCUGAUGGCUCUCAGCGCUCUGCUUCUUUGCCCAGUAAAUCCUCCAAAUGUG
Molecule: messenger RNA, 1691 nt
Organism: Austrofundulus limnaeus
Lineage: Eukaryota; Metazoa; Chordata; Actinopteri; Cyprinodontiformes; Rivulidae
Product: serine/threonine-protein kinase BRSK2
Biological process (GO): protein phosphorylation; intracellular signal transduction
Cellular component (GO): cytoplasm
Molecular function (GO): protein serine/threonine kinase activity; ATP binding
Source: RefSeq, a predicted model, not a curated record